CUUUUCCUAUGCUUUAUUUAUUUCCUUUUUCUUUUCAUCUUUUGAUUUUAUUUUUCUUUUUAGCCUUUACUAUGCAGAUACCACCCUCAAGUUUUUCCUGUGCCCCUGGUAGUCUAGCUUCCAUAUUCUCGGGGAUAAUGCAAGAUAUCCAAAAAUCCAAAGCUGAAGGAACUGGUCUUUCUUACCCUUCUGCUCCUGAUAUUUUUUUCUUAUCAAACACUUCUCUUUCUUCUGGUCUUAAUGUGAUCAUCAACGAAGAUAUCCAUGAAAAUGAGGCUGACUAUAUUCCUGCUGAAGCAAGUGGUUCUUCGGGAGAAGAUAAUGAUAUCAUUUGUAUUUCUAGUGACAGUGAAGAAGAGGAGGAAGAAGAAAAACAACACGAUAGAGAACCACAAGUUAUCUUUAUUAUUUCUGACGAGGAAGAAGAAAUUGAGACUUAUACAGCCUUGUCUGCUAAAAGAAAAAGAAAUGCCCGCUUAAUACAAACGAAACAAGGUGGUGGAUCUCAACAUAAACGCUCUCGAGAGGACGAGAGAUCAACUGGUUAUAAAUGUACCUUAUGUAAGACCGAAGUUCUGAAACAUUCAAAAUCAAAACCUUUGAAAAGAAUGGCCAAGAUCAAAAAAGAUGUCUAUUGUGAAGGUUGUGCUCGAUUGGUGACUUUAACAGACUCGGAAAUGGAGAGAAGAGAUAUGAUUGCCUGGUUUAUUACCGGUAAGCUACCUCGAUAUGAUAUGCCACCAAAUCUCACUUCGCUUGAGGUAUAUACAAGGUUAGUCAAUCGUCGCUCUUACAUGCGUAAUCGAUUCUUGGACAAAGUCAAGAAUGGAUCUCCUAGAAUAGACGUGCACGAUUUGACUGACAUUUAUAUUUCCUCUGAGCAGAAAUGUGUGAUUAGUGGUCACCAUUGCUAUCUCCAUAAUAAGAGAAUCAAUCGAGUUCCUUAUUGGGCUUUGACCUAUGAUCAUAUUGUGCCCUUGAAACAGUGGGCACAUAAUCCAAAAGCAUGGUCAAAGUCAAACCUGCAAAUCAUGUGCUAUGCCUUGAAUAAGGUGAAGGGCCAUUGCUCUGACGCCGAAUUGAAGCGCUGGUACCGUGAACUUCUUAACUCUCAAAUUAUUAUCCUUGAUUGAGUAGGCUAUUCUACACUUAAAGAAAAAAAAGAGAGAGAUGUAUACCGUUUGUAUAUAUGAAUAAACAAUAUCGUAUGUAAAAAGAUAUCAAAUGAACGGAGAUCUAUUCCAUGCCAAAAGUCUAAAAAGCAUUGUUAAGACCAACAUUAAAACCGCAUGUGGCAGUAGCAAUAUAAUUGUUCAAUAAGAUUGGAAGUAGCGAGCACUAAGGAAACCCUAACUUUCCUCAUACAGGCAGUGCUGAAGUAAUAAACAAGAAUCAAAUAUGUUCAUAAACUACAUGGAGGUAUUUGUAUUCAAAUAAUAAUGAUAAUCAUAAUGAUAG
Molecule: messenger RNA, 1458 nt
Organism: Gilbertella persicaria
Lineage: Eukaryota; Fungi; Mucoromycota; Mucoromycetes; Mucorales; Choanephoraceae
Exons: 5
Source: RefSeq, a predicted model, not a curated record